AAAAAAUAUAAAUAGCGAUAAACGAGGAAGUUUAAAAAGGUGCAAUAUGAUUCGUAGAGCGAAUAGCAUCAGUGAAUAGUUCUUUAUCGAACAACACUUUAUCUGAAAGCAUUCAAUUCAAUCUUUUCAUAUUGCAUGAAAAAUAUUCUUUUUUGUUAUGUGGAGAAGUUGUGCUUACAAAAGAGGAAUUGAGCACAUAUAGGCGUUUUUCUACUAGACGAUUCACAAGUGGCGGACUGAUAAUCAUUUUCGAUUGAACAGGUUUCCUGACAGUCCAGCACGAAAAUGUCUAAAAAUCCGAACACACCUCUUCCGUUAGCCCCUAACACUGAUGACAUCACUAACAUCAACUUGGAAGCCCGUUCUAAGCAAAAUGCUAGUGACACUGAACCUGGUGAUUUCAACAUGGAUGUGUAUGCAACUUUGGAUGAGCGGAAUCAAGAGGAAAUUAACAAUAAUCCUACCUAUGCGAAUCUACCAAAACGGCAAAAUGAGAAAUCGUUUCUCUUGAAAUGCGAGUGGAAGAUCUUCGUAGCAGGUGCAGUUAUCGUUAUCCUGAUGGUGCAAUGUAUUAUCAUUGGACUCACCAGUGUAGGCGUUUUUCAAGGUAAAACCCUUAGUACAAUUAAUCGAAAACUAUCUAACUUGACAGAAAACAUUGUUUCAUGGAAAGCUGACAUCAUGGACACCCUCAAAAUAUUAGAUAUAGAUGAGUGCUCCAGUAAUCCAUGUCAAAAUGGUGG
Messenger RNA from Owenia fusiformis, 743 nucleotides. The record is from the annotation of a GenBank genome assembly. Lineage: Eukaryota; Metazoa; Annelida; Polychaeta; Sabellida; Oweniidae.